AUGGCUCGCAAAAACAACGAUUCUCAAUAUAUACCCACCAUAUUCCUUCAAAAAUUCACGAUUCCGGGAACGUCAAAUGUUUCUAGGACUAGUACUGCUCUACUGGAAAGUGAGAAAUCUAAUACAAAACUCCAGGCCAGUCCUAGAGUUCGGGUCCGAGUACCUUUGCAAUGGCUCGCAAAAACAACGAUUCUCAAUAUAUACCCACCCAUAUUCCUUCAAAACUUCACGAUUCCGGAAACGUCAAAUGUUUCCAGGACUAGUUCUGCUCUAUUGGAAAAUGAGAAAUCUAAUACAAAACUCCAGGCCAGUCCCAAAGGUCGGGUCCGAGUACCUUUGCAAUGGCUCGCAAAAACAACGAUUCUCAAUAUAUACCCACCCAUAUUCCUUCAAAACUUCACGAUUCCGGAAACGUCAAAUGUUUCCAGGACUAGUUCUGCUCUAUUGGAAAAUGAGAAAUCUAAUACAAAACUCCAGGCCAAUCCCAGAGGUCGGGUCCGAGUACCUUUGCAAUGGCUCGCAAAAACAACGAUUCUCAAUAUAUACCCACCCAUAUUCCUUCAAAAAUUCACGAUUCCGGAAACGUCAAAUGUUUCCAGGACUAGUACUGCUCUAUUGGAAAGUGAGAAAUCUAAUACAAAACUCCAGGCCAGUCUCAGAGGUUGGGUCCGAGUACCUUUGCAAUGGCUCGCAAAAACAACGAUUCUCAAUAUAUACCCACCCAUAUUCCUUCAAAACUUCACGAUUCCGGAAACGUCAAAUGUUUCCAGGACUAGUUCUGCUCUAUUGGAAAGUGAGAAAUCUAAUACAAAACUCCAGGCCAAUCCCAGAGGUCGGGUCCGAGUACCUUUGCAAUGGCUCGCAAAAACAACGAUUCUCAAAAUAUACCCACCCAUAUUCCUUCAAAAAUUCACAAUUCCGGAAACGUCAAAUGUUUCCAGGACUAGUUCUGCUCUAUUGGAAAAUGAGAAAUCUAAUACAAAACUCCAGGCCAAUCCCAGAGGUCGGGUCCGAGUACCUUUGCAAUGGCUCGCAAAAACAACGAUUCUCAAUAUAUACCCACCCAUAUUCCUUCAAAAAUUCACGAUUCCGGAAACGUCAAAUGUUUCCAGGACUAGUACUGCUCUAUUGGAAAGUGAGAAAUCUAAUACAAAACUCCAGGCCAGUCUCAGAGGUUGGAACUUCACGAUUCCGGAAACGUCAAAUGUUUCCAGGACUAGUACUGCUCUAUUGGAAAGUGAGAAAUCUAAUGCAAAACUCCAGGCCAGUCUCAGAGGUUGGGUCCGAGUACCUUUGCAAUGGCUCGCAAAAACAACGAUUCUCAAUAUAUACCCACCCAUAUUCCUUCAAAACUUCACGAUUCCGGAAACGUCAAAUGUUUCCAGGACUAGUUCUGCUCUAUUGGAAAGUGAGAAAUCUAAUACAAAACUCCAGGCCAGUCCUAGAGUUCGGGUCCGAGUACCUUUGCAAUGGCUCGCAAAAACAACGAUUCUCAAAAUAUACCCACCCAUAUUCCUUCAAAAAUUCACAAUUCCGGAAACGUCAAAUGUUUCCAGGACUAGUUCUGCUCUAUUGGAAAAUGAGAAAUCUAAUACAAAACUCCAGGCCAAUCCCAGAGGUCGGGUCCGAGUACCUUUGCAAUGGCUCGCAAAAACAACGAUUCUCAAUAUAUACCCACCCAUAUUCCUUCAAAAAUUCACGAUUCCGGAAACGUCAAAUGUUUCCAGGACUAGUACUGCUCUAUUGAAAAGUGAGAAAUCUAAUACAAAACUCCAGGCCAGUCCCAAAGGUCGGGUCCGAGUACCUUUGCAAUGGCUCGCAAAAACAACGAUUCUCAAUAUAUACCCACCCAUAUUCCUUCAAAACUUCACGAUUCCGGAAACGUCAAAUGUUUCCAGGACUAGUUCUGCUCUAUUGGAAAAUGAGAAAUCUAAUACAAAACUCCAGGCCAGUCCCAGAGGUUGGGUCCGAGUACCUUUGCAAUGGCUCGCAAAAACAACGAUUCUCAAUAUAUACCCACCCAUGUUCCUUCAAAAAUUCACAAUUCCGGAAACGUCAAAUGUUUCCAGUACUAGUACUGCUCUAUUGGAAAGUGAGAAAUCUAAUACAAAACUCCAGGCCAGUCUCAGAGGUUGGGUCCGAGUACCUUUGCAAUGGCUCGCAAAAACAACGAUUCUCAAUAUAUACCCACCCAUAUUCCUUCAAAACUUCACGAUUCCGGAAACGUCAAAUGUUUCCAGGACUAGUUCUGCUCUAUUGGAAAGUGAGAAAUCUAAUACAAAACUCCAGGCCAAUCCCAGAGGUCGGGUCCGAGUACCUUUGCAAUGGCUCGCAAAAACAACGAUUCUCAAUAUAUACCCACCAUAUUCCUUCAAAAAUUCACGAUUCCGGGAACGUCAAAUGUUUCUAGGACUAGUACUGCUCUACUGGAAAGUGAGAAAUCUAAUACAAAACUCCAGGCCAGUCCUAGAGUUCGGGACUAGUACUGCUCUACUGGAAAGUGAGAAAUCUAAUACAAAACUCCAGGCCAGUCCUAGAGUUCGGGUCCGAGUACCUUUGCAAUGGCUCGCAAAAACAACGAUUCUCAAUAUAUACCCACCCAUAUUCCUUCAAAACUUCACGAUUCCGGAAACGUCAAAUGUUUCCAGGACUAGUUCUGCUCUAUUGGAAAAUGAGAAAUCUAAUACAAAACUCCAGGCCAGUCCCAAAGGUCGGGUCCGAGUACCUUUGCAAUGGCUCGCAAAAACAACGAUUCUCAAUAUAUACCCACCCAUAUUCCUUCAAAACUUCACGAUUCCGGAAACGUCAAAUGUUUCCAGGACUAGUUCUGCUCUAUUGGAAAAUGAGAAAUCUAAUACAAAACUCCAGGCCAAUCCCAGAGGUCGGGUCCGAGUACCUUUGCAAUGGCUCGCAAAAACAACGAUUCUCAAUAUAUACCCACCCAUAUUCCUUCAAAAAUUCACGAUUCCGGAAACGUCAAAUGUUUCCAGGACUAGUACUGCUCUAUUGGAAAGUGAGAAAUCUAAUACAAAACUCCAGGCCAGUCUCAGAGGUUGGGUCCGAGUACCUUUGCAAUGGCUCGCAAAAACAACGAUUCUCAAUAUAUACCCACCCAUAUUCCUUCAAAACUUCACGAUUCCGGAAACGUCAAAUGUUUCCAGGACUAGUUCUGCUCUAUUGGAAAGUGAGAAAUCUAAUACAAAACUCCAGGCCAAUCCCAGAGGUCGGGUCCGAGUACCUUUGCAAUGGCUCGCAAAAACAACGAUUCUCAAAAUAUACCCACCCAUAUUCCUUCAAAAAUUCACAAUUCCGGAAACGUCAAAUGUUUCCAGGACUAGUUCUGCUCUAUUGGAAAAUGAGAAAUCUAAUACAAAACUCCAGGCCAAUCCCAGAGGUCGGGUCCGAGUACCUUUGCAAUGGCUCGCAAAAACAACGAUUCUCAAUAUAUACCCACCCAUAUUCCUUCAAAAAUUCACGAUUCCGGAAACGUCAAAUGUUUCCAGGACUAGUACUGCUCUAUUGGAAAGUGAGAAAUCUAAUACAAAACUCCAGGCCAGUCUCAGAGGUUGGAACUUCACGAUUCCGGAAACGUCAAAUGUUUCCAGGACUAGUACUGCUCUAUUGGAAAGUGAGAAAUCUAAUGCAAAACUCCAGGCCAGUCUCAGAGGUUGGGUCCGAGUACCUUUGCAAUGGCUCGCAAAAACAACGAUUCUCAAUAUAUACCCACCCAUAUUCCUUCAAAACUUCACGAUUCCGGAAACGUCAAAUGUUUCCAGGACUAGUUCUGCUCUAUUGGAAAAUGAGAAAUCUAAUACAAAACUCCAGGCCAAUCCCAGAGGUCGGGUCCGAGUACCUUUGCAAUGGCUCGCAAAAACAACGAUUCUCAAUAUAUACCCACCCAUAUUCCUUCAAAAAUUCACGAUUCCGGAAACGUCAAAUGUUUCCAGGACUAGUACUGCUCUAUUGGAAAGUGAGAAAUCUAAUACAAAACUCCAGGCCAGUCUCAGAGGUUGGGUCCGAGUACCUUUGCAAUGGCUCGCAAAAACAACGAUUCUCAAUAUAUACCCACCCAUAUUCCUUCAAAACUUCACGAUUCCGGAAACGUCAAAUGUUUCCAGGACUAGUUCUGCUCUAUUGGAAAGUGAGAAAUCUAAUACAAAACUCCAGGCCAAUCCCAGAGGUCGGGUCCGAGUACCUUUGCAAUGGCUCGCAAAAACAACGAUUCUCAAUAUAUACCCACCAUAUUCCUUCAAAAAUUCACGAUUCCGGGAACGUCAAAUGUUUCUAGGACUAGUACUGCUCUACUGGAAAGUGAGAAAUCUAAUACAAAACUCCAGGCCAGUCCUAGAGUUCGGGACUAGUUCUGCUCUAUUGGAAAAUGAGAAAUCUAAUACAAAACUCCAGGCCAGUCCCAAAGGUCGGGUCCGAGUACCUUUGCAAUGGCUCGCAAAAACAACGAUUCUCAAUAUAUACCCACCCAUAUUCCUUCAAAACUUCACGAUUCCGGAAACGUCAAAUGUUUCCAGGACUAGUUCUGCUCUAUUGGAAAAUGAGAAAUCUAAUACAAAACUCCAGGCCAAUCCCAGAGGUCGGGUCCGAGUACCUUUGCAAUGGCUCGCAAAAACAACGAUUCUCAAUAUAUACCCACCCAUAUUCCUUCAAAAAUUCACGAUUCCGGAAACGUCAAAUGUUUCCAGGACUAGUACUGCUCUAUUGGAAAGUGAGAAAUCUAAUACAAAACUCCAGGCCAGUCUCAGAGGUUGGGUCCGAGUACCUUUGCAAUGGCUCGCAAAAACAACGAUUCUCAAUAUAUACCCACCCAUAUUCCUUCAAAACUUCACGAUUCCGGAAACGUCAAAUGUUUCCAGGACUAGUUCUGCUCUAUUGGAAAGUGAGAAAUCUAAUACAAAACUCCAGGCCAAUCCCAGAGGUCGGGUCCGAGUACCUUUGCAAUGGCUCGCAAAAACAACGAUUCUCAAAAUAUACCCACCCAUAUUCCUUCAAAAAUUCACAAUUCCGGAAACGUCAAAUGUUUCCAGGACUAGUUCUGCUCUAUUGGAAAAUGAGAAAUCUAAUACAAAACUCCAGGCCAAUCCCAGAGGUCGGGUCCGAGUACCUUUGCAAUGGCUCGCAAAAACAACGAUUCUCAAUAUAUACCCACCCAUAUUCCUUCAAAAAUUCACGAUUCCGGAAACGUCAAAUGUUUCCAGGACUAGUACUGCUCUAUUGGAAAGUGAGAAAUCUAAUACAAAACUCCAGGCCAGUCCCAAAGGUCGGGUCCGAGUACCUUUGCAAUGGCUCGCAAAAACAACGAUUCUCAAUAUAUACCCACCCAUAUUCCUUCAAAACUUCACGAUUCCGGAAACGUCAAAUGUUUCCAGGACUAGUUCUGCUCUAUUGGAAAAUGAGAAAUCUAAUACAAAACUCCAGGCCAAUCCCAGAGGUCGGGUCCGAGUACCUUUGCAAUGGCUCGCAAAAACAACGAUUCUCAAUAUAUACCCACCCAUAUUCCUUCAAAAAUUCACGAUUCCGGAAACGUCAAAUGUUUCCAGGACUAGUACUGCUCUAUUGGAAAGUGAGAAAUCUAAUACAAAACUCCAGGCCAGUCUCAGAGGUUGGGUCCGAGUACCUUUGCAAUGGCUCGCAAAAACAACGAUUCUCAAUAUAUACCCACCCAUAUUCCUUCAAAACUUCACGAUUCCGGAAACGUCAAAUGUUUCCAGGACUAGUUCUGCUCUAUUGGAAAGUGAGAAAUCUAAUACAAAACUCCAGGCCAAUCCCAGAGGUCGGGUCCGAGUACCUUUGCAAUGGCUCGCAAAAACAACGAUUCUCAAAAUAUACCCACCCAUAUUCCUUCAAAAAUUCACAAUUCCGGAAACGUCAAAUGUUUCCAGGACUAGUUCUGCUCUAUUGGAAAAUGAGAAAUCUAAUACAAAACUCCAGGCCAAUCCCAGAGGUCGGGUCCGAGUACCUUUGCAAUGGCUCGCAAAAACAACGAUUCUCAAUAUAUACCCACCCAUAUUCCUUCAAAAAUUCACGAUUCCGGAAACGUCAAAUGUUUCCAGGACUAGUACUGCUCUAUUGGAAAGUGAGAAAUCUAAUACAAAACUCCAGGCCAGUCUCAGAGGUUGGAACUUCACGAUUCCGGAAACGUCAAAUGUUUCCAGGACUAGUACUGCUCUAUUGGAAAGUGAGAAAUCUAAUGCAAAACUCCAGGCCAGUCUCAGAGGUUGGGUCCGAGUACCUUUGCAAUGGCUCGCAAAAACAACGAUUCUCAAUAUAUACCCACCCAUAUUCCUUCAAAACUUCACGAUUCCGGAAACGUCAAAUGUUUCCAGGACUAGUUCUGCUCUAUUGGAAAGUGAGAAAUCUAAUACAAAACUCCAGGCCAAUCCCAGAGUUCGGGUCCGAGUACCUUUGCAAUGGCUCGCAAAAACAACGAUUCUCAAAAUAUACCCACCCAUAUUCCUUCAAAAAUUCACAAUUCCGGAAACGUCAAAUGUUUCCAGGACUAGUUCUGCUCUAUUGGAAAAUGAGAAAUCUAAUACAAAACUCCAGGCCAAUCCCAGAGGUCGGGUCCGAGUACCUUUGCAAUGGCUCGCAAAAACAACGAUUCUCAAUAUAUACCCACCCAUAUUCCUUCAAAACUUCACGAUUCCGGAAACGUCAAAUGUUUCCAGGACUAGUUCUGCUCUAUUGGAAAGUGAGAAAUCUAAUACAAAACUCCAGGCCAAUCCCAGAGGUCGGCUCCGAGUACCUUGGCAAUGGCUCGCAAAAACAACGAUUCUCAAUAUAUACCCACCCAUAUUCCUUCAAAAAUUCACGAUUCCGGAAACGUCAAAUGUUUCCAGGACUAGUACUGCUCUAUUGAAAAGUGAGAAAUCUAAUACAAAACUCCAGGCCAGUCUCAGAGGUUGGGUCCGAGUACCUUUGCAAUGGCUCGCAAAAACAACGAUUCUCAAUAUAUACCCACCCAUAUUCCUUCAGAACUUCACGAUUCCGGAAACGUCAAAUGUUUCCAGGACUAGUUCUGCUCUAUUGGAAAGUGAGAAAUCUAAUACAAAACUCCAGGCCAAUCCCAGAGGUCGGGUCCGAGUACUUUUGCAAUGGCUCGCAAAAACAACGAUUCUCAAUAUAUACCCACCAUAUUCCUUCAAAAAUUCACGAUUCCGGGAACGUCAAAUGUUUCUAGGACUAGUACUGCUCUACUGGAAAGUGAGAAAUCUAAUACAAAACUCCAGGCCAGUCCUAGAGUUCGGGUCCGAGUACCUUUGCAAUGGCUCGCAAAAACAACGAUUCUCAAUAUAUACCCACCCAUAUUCCUUCAAAACUUCACGAUUCCGGAAACGUCAAAUGUUUCCAGGACUAGUUCUGCUCUAUUGGAAAAUGAGAAAUCUAAUACAAAACUCCAGGCCAGUCCCAAAGGUCGGGUCCGAGAUACCCACCCAUAUUCCUUCAAAACUUCACGAUUCCGGAAACGUCAAAUGUUUCCAGGACUAG
Cylicocyclus nassatus is the source of this 7500-nucleotide messenger RNA. Lineage: Eukaryota; Metazoa; Nematoda; Chromadorea; Rhabditida; Strongylidae. The record is from the annotation of a GenBank genome assembly.